Molecule: messenger RNA, 2907 nt
Organism: Chiloscyllium plagiosum (whitespotted bambooshark)
Lineage: Eukaryota; Metazoa; Chordata; Chondrichthyes; Orectolobiformes; Hemiscylliidae
Source: RefSeq, a predicted model, not a curated record
CUGUAAACUUCUGCUAUAUUCCCGCAUUCGCCGAACCGCCGCCCAGAGCGCUACUCGCGCGCUCCGUUUAACAGACAGUUAGCGCUCCAUUCGCGCCUUACAUUUCGUCAAACCGCCUCAAACGUCAACAACAUUCUUUUAUUUAACACGCACGCGCCAACGAUUAUUUAGAAAAUAUUGCGGCCGAUUCUGCACAUAUUCUAAAGAAAACUUGACAUUGUCAAAAUGCCGCUGUGAAUGGAGCACUAGCGAAGCUUGGACGGUUGUCUUGGUAAAAUGUCGGCAGAGGAAGACACGGAGUUGCGGGACUUACUGGUGCAAACCCUGGAGAAUAGCGGCGUCCUCAACAAGAUCAAGGCUGAAUUACGGGCAGCUGUAUUUUUGGCUCUUGAAGAACAGGAGAGAGUAGAGAAUAAAACACCAUUGGUUAAUGAGAGCUUGAAGACAUUUUUGAACACAGAGGAUGGGCGUUUGGUGGCUGGUCUUGUUGCUGAAUUUCUCCAAUUUUUCAAUCUGGACUUUACUUUGGCAGUAUUCCGACCAGAAACAAACACGUUCACUGGACUUGAUGGGCGAGAUAAUCUUGCAAGGGAACUAGGAAUUCCUGAAGGAGCUGAUUUGAAGGGAGUACCAUUAUUGUUGGAGGUGAUAAGAAACGGUCAACAAAAAGAAAAAGGCACUUGCCCCUCUGACGGUGACUCACUCAAUUAUGUUCCUAAGGAGUUGUCAGCAAAACAUAUAGCAGAAGCCAAGAAAAAGUUUGAAUUUUAUGAUAAAGACAAAAAUGGUGAGAUAAGCAAAGAAGAACUGAAGGAACUAUUCAUAGACCUCUUUCCUCACUUUCACAAGAAUAUGCUGGACAGAUAUGUAAAUGACGAAUUUAAAGCUUUUAAUAAUGUGGUUGAUUUUGAUGAGUUUCUGGGAAUGUACAAAAGAUUGUUCGUCCAGUGCAGAAGCGUGAUAGUCCAAGAUGAUACUGAUACUGUACAGUCUCGUGGCAAGCUCCCAGAAGGGAGGCAAACUGCUUUAAAUACAGGGACCAAGGAUGAGGAGAUACCUAGAUACAAAGGAACUGAUAAAGUUAAAGAGAGCGAGGAAAAAACUGGUGAGAAGUUCACUAACAUCAGCUUUGGAGAUAUCAGCGUAGCCUCAGGUGAAGUAAAAAGUGCAACCAAUCUUUCUACUGGUGAUCCAAAGAAAGGCUUCAUCCCUAAUACAACAUCCAGUCUGCCAGAGCUAAAGAAAAAUGAAAAGUUAUGCCUCGAUGAUGAAGAUUCAUUCUUUGAUGACCCGUUGCCUGAGCAAAUGAAGAUCUAUGCCUGUCCAUCACAGGGAGACAAAAGUAUUUCAGGGUUACGUUCUUCAGGUAGCAAAAAGAAUGACAUUCAAAAAGCCAGUAACUCUGGUAAAAACAGUGAUACUGAAGAAGAUGCAGUGGAUCCCUUUGUAGACGCAGUUGGUAGACAGAGUACUCUAGAAAGGCAUGCAGAUUUGAACAGUAAACCAACAGGUGGCCUUACAUCCCUUUCAGAUGCCCCCCCUCUGAAUGCAAACUUGGUGUCUCUGGCAGGAGCACUACCUGUAAAAGAUAUUGACAUAAAAGGAGCAGGUGAUGAAGAAGAAUAUUACGAUGAUGAUUUUGUCAGUGGCAGUCAGCGUUCAGAUAAAACCAAGAGUGAAGUGAGCAUUGGUGAAGAAAUUGAAGAGGAUAUUUCUGUGGAGGGGGAGGAUCUUUGUACUGAUGAUAAGGUCGACGAUUUGACACUGGACCACACCAUUUCUCACUUAAGUGAUGUGGCAGAUUAUAUAGAGGAAGUUGCGUAAUAUCUUCAUAAUGAAUAAUUAGUUCACUGUACAGAUAAAUGAGUAGUUGUUUUGGUCAAUUCUGGUGUUCUGAAGAAGCUCUGAAGCAAUGGAAAUGGAAUUAGGCUGAUAUAGAAUCCCUCCAUUAGCAGACAGUUGGUUGAAUUUCUUAAAAUCAGUUAAUCCAAAUGAAAACCAAAGACUAUGUGUUACACUCAAAACCGAUGCAAUCAGAAUGGUACUGAAUAGUGCCAAUGGGGGAGUCUGAAAGUGUCCUCGGACUGUCUUCCAGUAUCCACGAGAAGAGGCUUACACUCCUUUAAAAAGGAUCAGUUUGGUCCGAAAUUGUAAUGUGUAUAAAUAUAUUAAGUAAAAAUUAUUUUUAAUGUAGAUUUAUUUUUUGAAUAUUCCAUGUGUUCUUAUUGCAUAAAGUCUUAUCAAAAAUCUCUCUAAUCUUUUUAGAGCUGCAUGAAAACUUUUAAAUGGGUAAUUAUUUCUCAAAAAAUGCAACAUUAAUAAAUUACUGGUAAUAACAUCUAGUGUUAAAUUGGUUUGUAUUAAAUUUAUUUGAAUUCUUUUGGCAUUUGGCAACCUAUUAAUUAGUAUUCAUAUUCAGAAUAUUCCAAACUGUAGAGCAGACCUAAUGCUACUUAGUUAACUUUGGAAUUAGAUGGUGAUAAAAAAAAGGGUAUACUUCCUGCUACUUUUUUAACUCUAUGAUUGCUGCUGGAUUUGUUUGUGUGGGCGUUGACUGAGACCAUAAUGGUGACGAUAUGAUGAGCCAGUGUUCAUUAGGUUCACAGAUGAAGUGCAACCAUUUUCUUGAAAAUCAGAAACCUGCCAUUUCCGCUCGACCUUUAUUCCAAUGUGCUCAGCAUCUAUAUAAAAAUUGCUAAAUACUGAUAUCAUCUGUUAUGUGUGUCCUUGAGUAAAGCCUAUUAUGGAACUGGAGCUGUGUUUCAAUUGCACACGGACACUAUCUUGUUUUUAUUGCAUUAACUAAAGUAUGGAGAUUCCUGGAAUUGUUAAUGAACAUUUGUAUUUCAUUCAAAUAAAUUGACAGCCUCUGUUCAAAGUGUGUACACCUCGAGGCAGUGAGAAUUA